This is a messenger RNA of Procambarus clarkii (red swamp crayfish), 8125 nucleotides long. The record is from RefSeq and is a predicted model, not a curated record. NCBI's taxonomy places the organism in Eukaryota, Metazoa, Arthropoda, Malacostraca, Decapoda, Cambaridae.
UUUCAGGGGAGGAAUGCGAGGGAAAAGAAGGUGGCAUCGACGGGGAGGAGGGCGACUCCCUGACCUCUAGCCCAAGACACCGCCGGGACAGUGGAAGUGUAGCGUCGCGCGAGGGACUCUCCCCUAAGAUGUCACCCCGCCACUCCCCUCGAGAGUCCCUCAACUCCUCCCCGGCUCCCCUGGGGUCGCCGCGGGCCACGCCCCCGGCACUCCGCCCACUGACAUCACCUCCCUUCAUGAGAGUCUCCGACACCGAGGCCGAUAUUCUCGACUUCUCCCUGCGGCGUUCACCGGCCUUCAACAGGGAUGACGCCCUCAGCAUGUCCGCGAGGUCUUCCCUUGCGGGGUCGCCACCACCUGGCUUCCAUCGCCUCGGUGACUCUCCGCUGGACCUGUCGGUGCCCCGCAAGAGGGCAGCAGAUGCCCUACUGGAAGCGGCACAGGGCAAGAUGCACCAUGAUCUCGCCAAGGGCUUGGGUGCUUGGGGCAUCCCUCUACCACCCCACCUAGCUAGCGCCAUGGCCCUCAGGCCUGACUUGGCAGCCCUCAAGCCGGAGCUGGCACUCUGGAAUGGAAAGCUUAAGAGUGAUAGCUUAUCCACCAAGCUUCCCCCAUUCCCCAUGGGCGCAGUGUCUCACUCACCCUCCGAAGGUUCCAGAGCCUUGGAACGGAUGAGUGAACUGAGUAAGCUGGGCGGUGACGGUGGUCUGGACUUGUUCAGGGGCGGGUUGAGCGGCAGUUCGGGUCGGGCGACGGCUUGGCAGAGCCACUGGCUUAGCAAGGGUCAGGAUGCUACUAAGGACGUGCUUAAGUGUGUUUGGUGUAAAGCUUCAUUUAACACUUUGGCUGAACUCACGACCCACAUGAAAGAAGCCAAGCACUGCGGGGUGAACCUGCCGCCCCCUAUCCCACCGCCUUCUUCCAGCGCCGCCUCUAUGCACACCCACCUCCCGCCCCAAUACACGCCCACUAAGACGCCCACCUCAAAACCGCCUUCUUCCUCCUCCUCUAUUGCAUCAGGUUCUUCAUCCUCCAGUGACCUGAUGUCGAGCAUUAAGGAAACAAUGCCGCUUCCCCGGAAACUUGUGCGUGGUCAGGAUGUGUGGUUAGGCAAAGGUGCUGAACAGACCCGUCAAAUCCUGAAGUGUAUGUGGUGCGGCCAGAGCUUCAAAUCUUUGGCCGAAAUGACUCAACAUAUGCAACAGACACAACAUUACACUAACAUAAUCUCUCAGGAGCAGAUUAUCUCAUGGAAAUCCCCCGAGGAAAAAUCCAGUAGCCAAAGCCACGUGAAUGCCGUUCUUACCUGUAAGGUGUGUGACCAGGCAUUUGCUUCGCUCAAGGAACUUAGUAAUCACAUGGUGAAGAAUGCGCACUACAAGGAGCAUAUCAUGCGAUCCAUCACAGAAUCUGGAGCACGGCGGAGGCAGACCCGGGAGAAACGCAAGAAGUCGUUACCUGUCCGUAAACUUCUGGAGCUGGAGCGGGCCCAGCAGGAGUUCCGUGCAUCAUCGGACGGCGGUAGGGGCAUCAAGGACCAGUCAGGGUCAGGACGUAUCUCGUGUGAAAAGUGUGGCGACAAGAUAGAAACUCCUCUAUUCGUGGACCAUAUCCGCAACUGUGUAGGCGCCUCUUCCCGCGACUUGCUCAAGUCAGCGCUGCUCUCCCCCGACAGCGACUACAGCAACAAGCUAGACUCUGCUCCUGAAACAGACAGUGAAGGUAAGAAGACCCCCGAGAAAACCCCCCGUGAUAGCCCUAGGGAAAAAGACUUUGAUAAGCCAAGGGGUCGUGGUGCUUCUGAAUCUCCAUCAGUCUUAAAUGCUCUCGAAAAACUGAUCGAAAAGAGUUUUGAUUCGGGUAAGGCAAAACCCGGCGCCGGGCCCCUAGGGUCUAGUAUUCUCCGCCGGCUUGGUAUCGACGAGAGCGCUGAUUAUUCCAAGCCACUGAUGGACCCCCAACUGGUGGGAAUGUACGCCACUUUCUCCCGGCUUCACGGUGUACCACCCCACGGUGCAGGGGCACCAUCCACCUUCAAUUUACCCCCUUCGUUUGGUUCGAGCGACAGAGGCUCGGGGUUGCGGGGCCUCGGGGACUCCAUGAUGAGCCCAAGUGCAGACUCAGACACUCGCGACACAUUCCCGCGGUCACCGUCGCGGCCUGGGUCGCGCCCGGCCUCCACGGGCUCCAUAACACGGGACGGUAGUGGCAGCGAAAGGUCUCUGGAGCUGCUGAGACCAGACAGCCACCCCGCCGCCACACCCGAGGAUAUCACACCUACCGAGAAUGGCGCCGAUCAUUCUGAUAACGAACAUGGCAGUCUUUGUGGCAGGGAGGAAGUGAAACAAGAACCUCUGGAAACAAACGGAGAGAUUAGUGACCGGGAAUCUGUGUCUGUCAGGGAGGAUCUCAGAGUGAAGGAAGAGAUACGGGUUAAAGAAGAAUUCAAAUUGAAGGAGGAAGGCGAUGAUGAGGAGAAUGACCUGACUCACGAUGUCGGGCGUGAGUCUCCCGCCGGACGCCUGAUGGGGUCCCCGGCGGGGUGCAGUAGCAGGUCCGGCACCCCCCACUCAGAGGCCAGUGUGGGUGGACGCUCAGGUUCUGGCCUCGGGGCGGCUGGGCUGGGCGGCCUCUCGGCUCUGCUCGGAGGUGGGGGCGGAGGCAGCUCCUCACACCCUCUGGCGGCGCUACAGAAGCUGUGUGACAAGACAGAGACGCAGCCGCGGCCGCCACCAGUGAGCGGAGCGUCCAGCGGACCACAGACGAACCCCGGAGCAAUUCUAGCUUUUUCUUGGGCGUGCAAUGAUGCAGUGACCGCUGACAGCAUCAUGAAGUGCGCUUUCUGUGACACUCCCUUUAUAAGUAAGGGCGCUUAUCGACAUCAUCUCUCGAAGAUGCACUUUGUGAAAGAUGGUGUAAUUCCCGAGAACGCGGGCGGGAAGGCGAGCAGCGGCAAGCCGCCACCGCCCACCGGUAAGGCGGCCACGCCCCCCGCGCCACCUGUGGAGGAGUCUCCCCACUCCAAGUUCCUGAAGUACACGGAGCUGGCCAAGCAGCUGUCCAGCAAGUAGUGCCGGCCGCUGCCCCGGGGUGGCCGCCCUCCCCAAAACCCCCACCCGCGCCCGCCAAAGACCCCCCGCCCCCGCCCGCCCCGUGUACAGUGUGGCGUGGCUCGUGUGUACAGUGUAACUAUUUAUCCUUCGUGAGAGCUUGGUGGCCCCUGUAGUCUUGUGAUACCUGGCAGCUUGGAGGCGGCGGCGGCCGGGGUCCCCCUCAUAUCACCCGCCGCCCGGGACUGUCACUACCGGCGGGCGCUGCUCCCGUCCCCCGCCCGCAGGAAAGACACGUGCCAACAAUCAAAACAACCCGCAGAGUACAAAGUGUGUGUUGUGGGCGGGCUGGGUUGUGGCCACGCCCGUAGUAGCGAGGGAGCCCGCGCCCACAGCCGGCCCUGGACCACCGGGUGCCAGGGACCUGCAGGCGGCCGCGGGAGGGCGCGGCGCCCCCUGCCCCUCGGUGCGCCCUCGCCUCACGCUGUGUAUCCUCACGCUCGCGACGAUGUGAUCGUCCCGGGCCGUCGCAAACUGUUAAUCGCUCACACUCGCUGUCACUUUUUCACAUAGGUAUUAAUAUAUAGACGAUAUAAGAUUAAGCUGACAUGGCAAUGAUCAAAUUGAUUGUUGAUAAUUAUUUGGGAAACAUCAAUGAUGUAUCAAUAUCAUCCUUUUUACGAUAUGCUGUCUUUGACUUGCUGAAAGUGAUCUCAAUGCUUUAUUCCUAGUGUAAAGAAUCGCGCCUGACCAACAGAACUGUUCUGCGAGGCUUUGGAACCCCUAGCCUGGGUCCUAGCGAGAGCAGCGUCCCCCCCCCCCCCCCCACACCACCACCAGCCUCGCCGUCACCCCCUCCAGCAGGCGAGCCCUCGCCGGCUCGCCCUCCCUCAGCUCGCCUCCACCAGGCAAACGCCCUCCCUCCAACCCAACCAAUUGGCUGGUCACCCAACACCUUCACACAGACAUCACUAGUUUCAUCCCACGAACUGAUGACACAGCUACUGUGAGAAGCCUACAACUUGAUCACAAGUUGUACCUGUGUACAACAACCCUUUCACAACACUACACAACCCUUUACUAACCAUUCUUAUUAUUAUUAUUAGGUUGUCAUUAUAGUUUCCACUGACAUUCACAGUGGCAGAUCAUGAGACUACACAAGCAUCCUAUGAGUUUGGCAUCUCAAGAACCGUCGACACACAUCAACAUAUUAUAUAUAUAACCGUCGACACACAUCAACAUAUAUAUAUAUAUAUAUAUAUAUAUAUAUAUAUAUAUAUAUAUAUAUAUAUAUAUAUAUAUAUAUAUAUGUAUCUUUCUAGUGUGCCUAUUGUUGUGUCUCACGCAGUAAUUGUGCUUAGUACCGACACUGGUGUCGCUAGUAGCACUACUGUUAUCAUGCCCAGUAGCACUACUGGUAUCGUGCCUAGUAGAGCUACUGGUACCGUGCCUAGUAGCUCUACUGGUAUCCUGCCUAGUAGAGCUACUGGUAUCCUGCCUAGUAGCACUACUGAUAUCCUGCCUAGUAGAGCUACUGGUAUCCUGCCUAGUAGAGCUACUGGUAUCCUGCCUAGUAGAGCUACUGGUAUCCUGCCUAGUAGAGCUACUGGUAUCCUGCCUAGUAGAGCUACUGGUAUCCUGCCUAGUAGAGCUACUGGUACCGUGCCUAGUAGCACUACUGGUAUCGUGUCUAGUAGAGUUACUGGUAUCGUGCCCAAUUCUCUAUUUUCUAAUCAAAGAACACUUUUUGGGCUUCUGGGAAAAGCUUACCUGAACACGUCAUUAGCGAGAAUCUGAUAAUUCCGUUUAUUUUAGUUUUUUCAUCAUGACUGUCAAUGCGUGGGAGCAGGAGUGUGUGUGUGGGUCUCUGUGCAAGGUCGCUGACCUACCGUAGCUCCGCCUGUCUACUGCGCCGUCUCCUUCCUCGCAGAGGGCGCCUGAUAAUUCAUCCCUAAUGAGAUACCGCCUAUCUGAAAUGAGUUUCACGAUUCGAGGCGUGAACCCCGGCGGUUUCAAAGCCAAGCCAGCCAGAUAUGUUUCGCAUCAAUCAUGAAGGCCUGUUGAUCACUGAGUCGAUCAUUCGCACAGGUCGGUCCGCUCAGCUCCCGACAAGAGCCGGAAGUCGCUAAAAGCCUGCAGUGGUAUAUACAGCGGUGUGUGUGUGUGUUGGUUUAUCUCUCACUACCCACUCACUCCUCUUCCCCCCCCCCAGAGCAUCUUCCCUCAGCCUCAACGUCAGUUGCAGCAGCUUGGAGGUCAUCUUCAUUCAUCCAAGAAUAUCAGUAUAUCAAAGGGGAUUGCCAUACAGACGAGAAUGCAAGCACACUUAAAUAUUUACAGUAAUAUUUAACUGCGCAGCACUUCUACUAUUUUGCAUCUUUAUGCUUUCCAUAUAAUACGGAGAAUGGACCUGGAACAGACGGAGAAUGUACGAUCGCUGCCGCUUUAUCUUAUGACAUACGAUCCUCAGAGUGGCGGGGUACGAUAAUAGUGCGUCUCUCCGAUCACAAUCACAUCUCGCGGAUGAAGCAUGUUGGUGGGUUGCUAAGGCGGUGCCGGCGGGGCUAAUUUUAGAAUGAUACAUGCUGCCAGCAAUACAAAGGGCGGAGGAGUAAGCCAGUGCACACUCGUCAAGCCCUUCGCAUCCCGCGGUAAUCAGGGGUUGUCAAGCGUGAUUUAGCAGCGGGCCGGAGCCACAAGAUGCGCAGCCGUGCGUAGUGAGGCGUCUUGUCCCUUACACUCCGGCUGCUGCUGUUGUUGGUCCUUGUCUCCCCCCCUUCCACAACCCCCCACCCAUCUUGCCUGUCCUGACCAUCCAUUACAACUAUCCAUUCUCCUCCCCAUCCUGGGGUUCAACCAGGACCCCUCCCCUCGGCACAACACCCAUAAAACCAUCCUCUCUCUGAGCUAUCCCUAGGUCAUCGCCGUCCCCACUCCCCGUCCCUCGCCCCCACACCUUCCUCACCCCACGCGGCCCUCGACGGUGUUGAGAGCGGAUGUAAAUCAUACCAGCCGCAGAUACUUGGUGUGAUACCAGCCGGAGACCGUAUAGUGACAUGCCCUUGGAGGCCGGCGAGGCCAGGCGAGAGAGGUCGAGCCGUGUUCAGACUCUCACUGAUACUUACGGCUUACACCUACAUCAUAAAAUUAAUACAAAAAGGCAUAAAUAUAGUGCAAGUGGCUGAGAGUCUACGAGGAUUAUUAGAUGGCACUGCUUAGCAAUGAUGAAGUUGCGCUUUCUCUUGUAUCAAUGUGUUAAGAUUUUUCUUAUCUGGAACCUCAUGUCAUUUACACUUGUAAAUUCGUCCGUUGAUGGAAAGCCGUAAAUCAUCUGUCAUAUCCAGCUUAUACAGUAUAAUGUAGAAUUCAAUUCGUCGAGAACACCAUUGAUAAAUUUAGUCAACCCGGUGAGGCAACUAGGCAGAGUUGAGAGGCAUAUAUAUAUAUAUAUAUAUAUAUAUAUAUAUAUAUAUAUAUAUAUAUAUAUAUAUAUAUAUAUAUAUAUAUAUAUAUAUAUAUAUAUAUAAAAUAUGAACAACAGACACAAGACAAGAGACGACACAAUCACAGUACACGGUGGAAGACAAGUAACUUAUCCCUUCUGAGUUGCCAUAUGAGAUAACGGCAUACUCCUGGAGGGAGGGGUGCUGGCUGGCGUAGAGGUAGAGCAAAUAAUGAAAAAAAAGGAAUCAAAAUGGAAAAUAUUAUUCUCGGUGAUGGCUGGUCAGGAAAAGUAAUUAGCUGUAAUUGUUUUAGGUUGUGUGGAGACCAAGGUUGCUCUUGUUUUUCUCAGCCUUUUCUCCUCUAUGGUAUACCAAAUCUCGGUUGAAAUUGUAAAUGUAAUUACCAUAUGGAUUAUUUGUACAUUGAUAUUUUUAUAGAAAUCUAUGACUUGUUUCCCAUGUGAUAUGUGACUUAAUUCCUUGGGUUGUUGGUCUUGUAUAACGUUUGCAUUGGCCUGUGUGUACUUAAAAAGCCCUGUGAGACGCUGCUCCCCGCAGAGGACAGGUUCUGCUCCACCUACAACGCUGUGGAUGUUAGUGAAGGGCUCCCGCGGGGCGCCCUCUGGGGGGGAAGCGCCCAUACGCGCCUCACACCCAACAAGGAGAUUUUGACAGUCCAAACUUGAGUGUCCAAGUGCCAAUUCAACUUUCAUUAAUAUACGUAAUAUGGAAUUUCUAUCGAGAUAAAUGGGGUCUUUCCCUGAAAUAUGAAUCUUUAUAAAUUGAUCUGUGUAUAUCUUGCUAUAAUUGGACCUAAUCUUGGUACCAUUUCCAUAAUAUUUAUGUUCUUUCCAAGCUUAAAACUUCAGAUCAAAGAUCUGAUUAUAAAUAAUUAAGAACUCUCCUUUGCCAAACUUCCAAUGAUCUUCAUUCAGGUUAUUGUUAAGUUCUGUUACCUGUUCACAUUUUUUUAUUUGACCCCCCCCCCUUUCUUUAUUUUUCUGGAGCUUAGCCAAAUAAGACCCCUCCCCCUUUCCCCCUCCCCUCCCCCCUCUCAAUCAUUCCUGUACACCCCCGUGAGGUAUGAUAAGCCUUGCCACGCAUGCCCAUCCACCACAGGGCAGUGGGCACUUCUACCACCACCACCACCACCACCACCAUACUUAAAAAAAAAGAGUUCAUCGAGGAACAACCAUUGUGUUUGGUAGUGUUGGUUAUCAACAAUGUCAUGUGUAAAAUUUUAAAAUAGACCAAAAAAAAAAUCCCAUUAUACAAUUACAGUUUUGUGAAUCGACGAAAAAAAAACCAUACAAACAAUAAGUGUGUGUGUGUGUGUGGUGAUUUGUGACCAGCCUUGAUGGACUUAUGCAUUUUUUAUGUUUUUUUUUAAUUAUUAUUAUUAUUAUUAUGAUUAUUAUUAUUAUUUGUGUCAAUGUGUGAUUGGCGGGGGUGGGCCCAGCACGCCCCCUCCCAUGUGAACAGCGGUGCAUCUCUCCCACACUGCGCUCUGUGCUACUCUGAGUUAUUUGUUUUUGUACAGUUCAAGUCCCUAUUUGUAAAUUAUUGCGUUUUCCUCUCUUGAGCUUCCAGUUGUAAAGUUACAAUAAAUGAAAAUAAAGUAUCUGGAGUGGA